GCGCAGGUGAGCGCCGCUUCCGGGGUCGGGUUCCUGGAUCGCGGCCGGCUCCGGCUUCUGCUUGGUCGGGUUGCGCGGGUGGCUAUGGCGUCCUCUUCGGUCCCGCCGGCCACCGUACCCGCGGCGACAGCGAGCUCCGGCCCGGGUUUCGGCUUCGCCUCCAAAACCAAGAAGAAGCAUUUCGUGCAGCAGAAGGUGAAGGUGUUCCGGGCGGCCGACCCGCUGGUGGGCGUGUUCCUGUGGGGUGUAGCCCACUCGAUCAAUGAGCUCAGCCAGGUGCCUCCCCCAGUGAUGCUGCUGCCAGACGACUUUAAGGCCAGCUCCAAGAUCAAGGUCAACAAUCACCUUUUCCACAGGGAAAAUCUACCCAGUCAUUUCAAGUUCAAGGAGUAUUGUCCCCAGGUCUUCAGAAACCUCCGUGAUCGAUUUGGUAUUGACGACCAGGAUUACUUGGUGUCUCUUACCCGAAGCCCCCCGAAUGAAAGUGAAGGCAGUGAUGGUCGCUUCCUCAUCUCCUAUGAUCGGACUCUGGUCAUCAAAGAAGUGUCCAGUGAGGACAUUGCUGACAUGCAUAGCAACCUCUCCAAUUACCACCAGUAUAUUGUGAAGUGCCAUGGCAACACGCUGCUGCCUCAGUUCCUGGGGAUGUACCGAGUCAGUGUGGACAAUGAAGACAGCUACAUGCUUGUGAUGCGCAAUAUGUUUAGCCAUCGCCUUCCUGUGCAUAGGAAGUAUGACCUCAAGGGCUCCCUAGUGUCCCGGGAAGCCAGCGACAAGGAAAAGGUUAAAGAAUUGCCUACCCUUAAGGAUAUGGACUUUCUCAACAAGAAUCAGAAAGUUUAUAUUGGUGAAGAGGAGAAGAAAGUAUUUCUAGAGAAGCUAAAGAGAGAUGUAGAGUUCCUAGUACAGCUGAAGAUCAUGGACUACAGCCUUCUGCUGGGCAUCCACGACAUCAUUCGGGGCUCUGAACCAGAGGAGGAGGGGCCUGUGCGGGAGGAGGAGCCAGAGGGUGAUGGGGACUGUGGCCUGACUGGACCUCCUGCUCUGGUGGGCUCCUAUGGCACCUCUCCAGAGGGCAUUGGCGGCUACAUCCAUUCCCAUCGGCCUCUAGGCCCUGGAGAGUUUGAGUCCUUCAUUGAUGUGUAUGCCAUCCGGAGUGCAGAGGGGGCCCCCCAGAAGGAGGUGUAUUUUAUGGGCCUCAUUGACAUCCUGACACAGUAUGAUGCCAAGAAGAAAGCAGCUCAUGCAGCCAAAACUGUCAAGCAUGGGGCUGGGGCAGAGAUCUCCACUGUCCAUCCUGAGCAGUAUGCUAAGCGAUUCUUGGAUUUUAUUACCAACAUCUUCGCCUAAGAGAUGGCCUGACUCAAUGGUGACUGCUGCUUUAUGUUCAAGGUGGUGGGAUUCUGAGAAGCUUGGGGGAAUUGUGGAUAUUGUGGCCACUGCUUCUUCUCUUCUCCUUUGCUAAAUUCAGGCUGCGGCCUCCUACCAUUCAGAUAGCUCUGUUUUGUUGAGUAGGCUCUUACUGGUCCCCAGAAAUACCUUGUCCUUUCUCCCCUCUGCCCGUUUUUCUUCCCUCUUUCCCUCCCCUUGACAAGUAUGCUUGCUUCGUUAGAGUGUUAUUGUUGACUCUCUCCCAAGUGCCUUGAUCUUUGUAAAAUGUCCUAUUGUUUCUAUAAAAUAGGAAGCCUGGGGAAAGGGGGUUGUUUGCCAUCUUCAGAACCUGACUGGACAGAUGGACCUGGCUCAAGCAAUUACUGGAUGCACUUUGCUGUGUGGGAUGAACUAAGAGGGUCUGAAUUUUGCUGUUAACUCUGUAGAACUCACUGUGGCAUUCUUCCUUCCUGGUAUGCCCUAGAAUGGAGGACUUUCAAGCUAUUACAGAUGCAGGUGCAGGCAUGCACACAUGUGAUGGAAUAUGGCCACUCUUACACAUGGAGGUGGGGUGGAGAGUGGUCAGCAGGCUGGCUCCUCACAGGGGUGGGAUUUAAGAGGACUCCUGCAUGGAAUUAGGGUUUCUGUUAAGGCUAAACUACUCUCCAAUCUUUUCCCUUAGCCUACUUCCAGCCCCACUUACCUGUACUUCUGGGCCCAGGAGCCCCGAGAUGGCCAUGGUGUUCAAGCCUGGUAAAGGUGUUUGGCUCUUGCUGCUCUUCAUUAGAGCCUCACACCCCUCCUGGGGCUGGAACCGUUCAGUGGAUGUGUGGCCAGUUCUGGAGGCUGGGAUAUGGGCCAGGGGUGUGAGGUUCAUUCCUCAUGUUAAGUGUCCUUUCUUCCUGUCUGUCCAUCCCUGAGAUUUAUUCCCAGCAGAAGGAAUUUCCCCACCUGGAUCAAUCCUGGUCAUUUCAAGAGGAUGGAGGUGUCAAGUGUGAGAACCUCCCCCACUUCCUGCUCCCACGCCUUCUCAAACUCGUUUUCUAGUUUGGUUUGUCAUCAUUCUGUUCUCUUGUGUCCUGUCUUAUGCUGCUACUUUGUCUCCCAGGGGACAGAUGGCCUUCUUUGUCAUCUUCACUCUCCACCCCCAGAGAGGAGUCAGAGCCAUAACUCAAUCAUGCGCAUGCACGCGUGCGCACACACUCACACACACAUACACACACACACACCCUGCCCUAAAAGUGUUGAGUUGAUGUGUGACAUUUUGAAUGUAGAAGACCUUGAUGAACUGAGAUACAUUGCCCUCUCCUCUCCCCUCCCGAAUGCUUUUGGGGCUAAGGCAGCCAUUCUUCUUGCUAUCUUCCAUCCUCCUUGAGGCGUGUACAUUUUUCUAACUUAAAAAGACGGGCACCAGGCAACUGGGUUGUGGGGGAUAUAAGAGCUUCUUUGCUCUUUAGCUGGCUGGAUUCAUCUGUCUCACAAGAAGUCAUGAGGUCAUAAGGAAGAUUCCUUCUCUCCCCUCCGUCUUCUCCAAAGGAGGUAAAAAGAGAAAUCCCAGUUAGGGGUUGGAGCCCUUAAAAUAUCUUCCUGUGAGGGGCCCGAUGGAUGUUUUUCAUUCCAACCAUACACCCUUCCCCCUGUUGAAUGCAAUAAAACUCCAUGCCACCAGCAACUGUUGUUCUUUAGAAAUGGGUUUUCUGACCAUUUGGCUGAUGUAUCAUGGGCAGUAUGGUCUUCAUUUGUUGCUUCUGUUUUUCAUCUUUUUUGUUUUAUUAAUUAAUAAAAAAAUCUUGUGUAUUUGCUCCCAUUGCUGUCACAAUAUAGAAAAUAAAUUAUUGACUUCCGA
Molecule: messenger RNA, 3217 nt
Organism: Choloepus didactylus (southern two-toed sloth)
Lineage: Eukaryota; Metazoa; Chordata; Mammalia; Pilosa; Megalonychidae
Gene: PIP4K2C
Product: phosphatidylinositol-5-phosphate 4-kinase type 2 gamma
Exons: 10
Coding region: 85-1350 (421 amino acids)
Biological process (GO): phosphatidylinositol metabolic process
Molecular function (GO): phosphatidylinositol kinase activity
Source: RefSeq, a predicted model, not a curated record